This is a messenger RNA of Hordeum vulgare subsp. vulgare (domesticated barley), 1425 nucleotides long. Its product is annotated as THO complex subunit 4A-like. Gene Ontology annotation, molecular function: mRNA binding. NCBI's taxonomy places the organism in Eukaryota, Viridiplantae, Streptophyta, Magnoliopsida, Poales, Poaceae. The transcript has 7 exons. Gene Ontology annotation, cellular component: nucleus. The record is from RefSeq and is a predicted model, not a curated record. Gene Ontology annotation, biological process: mRNA export from nucleus. Bases 26 to 1048 code for a protein of 340 amino acids.
CCGAUGUAGGAUUUAAAGGAAAAGGAUGAGAUCUUCGCCGGGAGGCGCCCGUCCGUAUCCACUCCUCUCUCUCUCACACACACACAGACCGCCGCCGCCGCCGCCGCCGCCGCCGCAAGACCUCAAUCUGGCCUUAGUUUUAUUAGACGCCGCCGCCGUAGAGCCGGUUCCCCCUCACGCGGCCAGCUACUAUGUCGAGUGGGCUGGACAUGUCCCUAGACGACCUCAUCAAGCAAUCCAAGUCCAAGCCCAAAGCCAACCCUGCCUUCUCUUCCGGGCCCACCCGCCGGGCGGCGCCGUCCGCCCGGACCAUGCCCUACCCGCCAUCUGCUCCGAAGGCCGCCACCGCCGACUGGCUGUAUGGUGUCUACUCCGAGCACGUUGCUGCCAUGUCAACCUCCCCGCCACUGCCGGCGGUGGCCGGGCCACAGGCACUCGAGACGGGGACGAAGCUGCACAUCUCCAACCUCGACUCCAGCGUCACCGUCGAGGACGUCCAGCGGAGCUGAAUUUUAAGAAGCAGAGCAGUCCCAAACAGGAACUCUUUUCAGAGAUUGGUGAGCUCAAACGUUAUUCUGUUAACUAUGAUAAGGAUGGGAAGUCUCAGGGAAGUGCGGAAGUUGUCUUUGCAAGAAAAGUAGAUGCUUUGGAUGCUAUUGAGAGAUAUAAUGGUGUUCUGCUUGAUGGGAAGCCAAUGAAGAUAGAGCUCAUUGGAAAUAAGACCGAGCCACACCCGACAGAACCUUUGAUGUACAACAGCGCUUCUUCUAACUACAAUGCAACUCCAAACAGUCUACACCAGAGAGGUGGUCCGAGAGGGCUAUUUCAUGGUAAUAAUGGUCGUUCUGGAGGCAGUGGUCAGGGCGGUGCUGGCAAAAGAGGAAUGUUUCAAGGCAACGUUCAUCCUGGAAACGCUGUCCAGGACGGUGGUGGGCGGGGACAGGGUACAGCCAGAGGGAAUGAUCGCAGCCGUGUUGUGGCCUCUGUUGCGGAUCUUGAUGCUGAACUGGAGCAGUAUCAUGCAGCAGCAGCAGUGAAGCAGAAAUGAGGCUCCGAUUAUAUACACACUGUUGCAUUAUUAGUUUCUGCUUUUUGUCGUCAGGUACCAUGUUGAGAAAACUUGGAAGGCAUCAACUCAACAUUUACAUCUGCUGUGCUUUCCAUAUCCCUACUCGGAGUGCUGGAUAUGUCGUAUUACCUAAUUUUGAAAGUGUGUGUUCUCCUGGGUUUUAUUUGGAUAGUAAGACUACAAAGGGUCAGUUUUUUGGUGGCUUUUUUAAGCUUCUAGAAUAAGCUGUCCCUAUCCAUCUUUAUUCUAAAGCCCAACCAAAAAUAUAGGGGGCAACUUAUUUCACCUUAUUCUAGAAGGCAGCAAAAUAAUUGGCUAGUUCUCGUUAAAUUAAAUUCCUAACUGAAUCUUCGGUA